CUUGUCUUGCCUUCUUUUCCAUUGUCUUUUUACGGCACCUGCAUGCCCCCUCCUGCACCGCUGACGACCUCAAGGUGACUCUGGACGACAGACUUCGUACCUUUGAGAAGAAGGCACGCGUAGUAGACUGCCAGACAAUGCAAGAUACCGUUGACCUGAAUGCUGCUGACAUUGCUGUUAUUGUUAUACUGUGUAUAUUCGGUAUUCUCCUGUUGGCUGGUGCGGUCUGUGACAUCUCCAUUAACUUCUACAAUAAGCAACAUUAUCGGAAAGGUCCCCUGCGGUUCCUGUUGGUCUUCUCCGCCUAUAGCAACUUGAAGAAAAUUUUUACCAUAAAUAAGAAAGAAAACCCUGAGGUGAUUUCCUGCAUUCACGGAAUGAGAGUGUUAUCUAUGACCUGGGUAGUGUGGGGCCAUAGCUUCUUCAUGUUAUUCUUCUCCUCUUCCAACAUUCUCGGUAUUCAGUCUGUAACAGACGACGUGAUAGAUGAGACUGCUGAUAACGCGACUUUCAGUGUGGAUACCUUCUUCUUCAUUGGUGGCCUCUUACUGACUUAUGGAAUCCUCAAUGAGUACAGCCGAGUUGGAAAGGUCAACUGGAUAAUGUAUUAUGUACACCGUUUCAUCAGGUUAGCUCCACCAAUUGCCCUCACCGGGGCUGUCCUGGCCACAAUAGCCAGACAUGUGCUGUAUGGACCUAUGAUUGGCUAUGUUGACAGAACUCUUAUACAAAACUGCCGAGAUUUUUGGUGGGCUGACUUUCUCUUUGCAACUAAUUUUCUUAACCGUGCGUGUCUAGGACAGUGCUGGUACACUGCAGUUGACACACAAGUCUACGUUGUACUUCCCAUAGUGCUCAUCCCACUGAUUUAUCGCAGGAAGAUUGGCGUCGCCGUCCUGGCAGCGGUCACUGUCAUCUCCCUGGCCAUACCUACAAUUCUAUCUGCUGUCUAUAAUGUGCCGCCAACCUUGUUUUUUGCCAAAGCAGAGGUAGCCAUGACUAAAGAUGUCGAUACGUACGCGACUCCAUGGUGCCGAGCCAACUCAAUCCUAGUAGGAGUCUGGGCAGGCUUUCUACUCUUCUCUGUCAAAGGAAGAAACAUUAAACUCAGACUGUGGCAGACACUGUUAGGAUGGGCGGUGGCAACAACGAUAGCUUCGUUAGUGCUCUAUGGCAUGGCUAAGUACGAUACCUGGGUUGACAGAGUGCUACUACCCCCGGCACCGAGUAUCGUGUAUGCAGGGUUUAGUCGGGCUGCCUGGUGCCUGGCACUUCUCUGGGUCGUCUUUGCUUGCCAUACUGGACACGGAAGUUUGAUCAAUACCUUUCUCGCUCACCCGUCAUGGCAACCAUUAAGUCGUCUGACAUACACGAUUUACCUUGUUAUAAUGCCACUCCAGAUGUUAUAUACGGGUCUCGUUUACACACCAGUCUACAUCGACUAUCUAAGCUCUAUUGUUAAUACCUGUGGCUUCCUGUUUAUCGGUGGAAUAUUGGCAGUGUUACUGUCACUCAUGACGGAGGGACCAGUCAUAGGCAUGGAGAAACUCCUCUUCCAGCGUCCAGGUCGAGGAAUCCUGGACGCAGCGAAUGGAGUCAAGUCGAUAAACAAACUUGAAGACUAACUCAUGACCAGGAGUCACACCUUCAUGACCAUGAGCCACAUCUUCCUGACUAGGAGCCACACUUCAGUCCCGUGGAAAUGAAUCUUCCAUCGUUGGUAAAUCCAAACUUUAACUGGUUAUACGUAUCUCUCUUUCUUUAGAGGAAUUGACUACAGAUGUUCAGGAAAUGUUUGCAAUAGAACUGUUAAAAUAAUUACAAUCUUAAUAAAUUAUACCAGAAAA
This is a messenger RNA of Cherax quadricarinatus, 1847 nucleotides long. The record is from RefSeq and is a predicted model, not a curated record. NCBI's taxonomy places the organism in Eukaryota, Metazoa, Arthropoda, Malacostraca, Decapoda, Parastacidae.